Messenger RNA from Penicillium antarcticum, 462 nucleotides. RefSeq names its product ribosomal protein P2 (gene aspf8). Gene Ontology annotation, biological process: cytoplasmic translational elongation. Bases 133 to 462 code for a protein of 109 amino acids. Gene Ontology annotation, molecular function: structural constituent of ribosome. The record is from RefSeq and is a predicted model, not a curated record. The transcript has 3 exons. Gene Ontology annotation, cellular component: ribosome; cytosolic large ribosomal subunit. NCBI's taxonomy places the organism in Eukaryota, Fungi, Ascomycota, Eurotiomycetes, Eurotiales, Aspergillaceae.
AUUUUGGCGAGUCGGUCCAUCCUUCGUCAACCAACCUCUUCAACCAGAACCUGACGUUGCAGUCUCCGCCCAACUUGCGGUUAAAUCGAUUGUUUCUCUUGUUCAGAUAAUAAUCUACAACGUCUAUUCAAAAUGAAGUACCUCGCUGCCUACCUUCUCCUCGCCCUUGCCGGCAACGAGACCCCCUCCGCUGCCGACAUCAAGUCCGUCCUCUCCUCCGUCGGUAUCGACGCUGAGGGUGACCGUCUUGACAAGGUCAUCGCUGAGCUCGAGGGCAAGAACCUCCAGGAGCUCAUCUCCGAGGGCUCUACCAAGCUCGCCUCCGUUCCCUCCGGUGGUGCUGGUGCUGCCGCUCCCGCCGCCGCCGCUGCCGGUGGUGCCGCUGCUCCCGCUGAGGAGAAGAAGGAGGAGAAGGUUGAGGAGGAGUCCGAUGAGGACAUGGGAUUCGGACUCUUCGACUAA